This is a messenger RNA of Trypanosoma rangeli, 570 nucleotides long. RefSeq lists its product as uncharacterized. The transcript has a single exon. The record is from RefSeq and is a predicted model, not a curated record. The coding region runs from base 1 to 570 and encodes 189 amino acids. Lineage: Eukaryota; Euglenozoa; Kinetoplastea; Trypanosomatida; Trypanosomatidae.
AUGCCUCACUUCCUUCGGACCUCCAUAGCAGCUGUUGGGCUGUGCGGGGCGGUGACCAUACUUUACAACCGUUUGUGGGCACAUCGAACAUCACCUGAACGCAACAAGGAGCUUUUUCGCCUAUCUGCAGUGGCACUAUCUAGUGAGGUGGUGAACACCGUUCUUUUUCGUGACAAAGAGUCACUGAAGCUGCUUCGCCGUUUUGUGAAGGAUGUGUCCUUACAUCCGGCUACGGUGGGGGCUGUUAAAUCACAUUUUAGGGCGGAAUUCACUACAAACAAAGAAACGGUCGCCGCACUGCGCAAGUUUGUUGUGAAAGAGAUCAUCUGCGACAAGUGGGUUGCUGAUGAGCUUAUCGGCAUGUCGAAAGAAGCCGGAAAAGAGAUCAUUGAGGACCCGACCAUAUACCCUGACCUUUCCUUGCGUUUGCUUGCCUCUGCGGCUCAAGAGGGAUUACAAACGCGCCCAUUUAAGGAUGCCUUGCGAGGUGCACUGGUGUCGGCUUUCUGCUUGGCUUUUUUGGGGUCUCAGCCGGAAUUCAUUGUCAAGGAAAUUAAAAAAACGAAAUAG